AUGGGCGAUAACAGAGGGAAUGCCAAGCGCGCUAGCGGUUGGGGCAGACCCACCGAGCCCGCACACCUAGACCCUGAGCGACCGUGGGCUUCAAGUAGACGUCGCUAUGAAUGGGACGAUUCUUACGAGAACGGCACUGCACCCAACGAUGAGCAAUUGGAAGAGGAGUUGUUUAGCGAAGAAAAUCUAGUAAACACUGGAAUAAACUUUUCAAAAUACAAUAAUAUCAAAGUACACGUCAAAGGAGCGGACAUAAAACCCAUACCAACGUUCGAUGCGGGCAAUCUUCAUCCAAUGAUAAGAGAGAACGUUAGACUGGCUCGUUAUACCACCCCUACUCCCGUACAAAAAUAUUCUAUUCCUAUUAUUACCGAAGGAUACGAUCUAAUGGCAUGCGCACAAACUGGUUCUGGAAAAACCGCUGCUUUCCUCGUUCCCAUACUAUCCAAUUUAUUUGAAAAGGCGAAAAAACUUACAAGUUCCCGCCCAUCCGGGGGUCGAAGUAGAGGCAAGGUCGAACCAUUGGUUCUGAUUUUAGCGCCUACACGUGAAUUGGCAACUCAGAUAUUCGACGAGUGUCGCCGGUUUACAUAUAGGACAAUGAUGCGACCCUGUGUUGUGUAUGGUGGAGCCGACGUCAGAACUCAAAGGAUGGAAUUAAGCAAAGGGUGUGAUGUGCUGACUGCGACUCCUGGCCGUUUAAAUGAUUUUUUAAAUAGGGCAGUGAUUAGUUUGGCCAGAGUUAAAUAUCUUGUUCUUGACGAGGCUGAUCGUAUGUUAGACAUGGGAUUCGAAGCCGAAAUUCGCAAGAUUGUGCAAAGAUCCGAUCUCCGUGAAGAUGGUACAAGACAGACUUUAAUGUUUUCAGCAACAUUUCCAAGGAAGAUUCAGGAACUUGCACGUGAUUUCCUUGCGACGACGCAUGUAUUCUUAACAGUCGGACGUGUUGGCGGUAUUCCAUCUGAAAUCACGCAGAAGGUUUAUUACGUCAAAGAUGAAGAUAAACGCAAGGAACUUGUGGACUUAUUAUUGAAACAGCCACCAUCGCGUACUUUGAUAUUUGUCGAAACUAAGCGUGGUGCGGAUUCGUUGGAUGAUUUUCUGUAUAAUCAGAAUUUUCCAACUACAAGCAUUCAUGGAGACAGAACACAGAGAGAACGUGAAGAUGCUCUGGCUUCCUUCAAGUCUGGUCGAUCACCAAUUCUCAUUGCCACUGCUGUCGCUGCGCGAGGCCUUGAUAUCAAAAACGUGAUGCACGUCAUUAAUUACGACAUGGCAAACGAAAUUGACGAAUACAUUCACCGUAUAGGCAGAACUGCUCGUGUUGGAAACCCUGGAUUAGCUACGACAUUCUACAAUGAUCGAAACGAGGCAACUGCCGCUGAUUUGGUGAAGAUACUAAUUGAAUGCAAACAGGAAGUGCCAGACUUUUUGCGCGAUCACAUGACAAGAGAAACAGGAUCGGAUGAUUUUUCAGAAAAUACAGGAAAUAAUUAUGGUGGUAGGGAUGAAGAUUUCUCGGCGAGACGUAAUCAAGAUUCCUCGACGUGGGGUAAUCAAGACUCCACAAGAAACAACCAAAAUUCUUCGACGUGGGGUAAUCAGGACUCCACAAAGAACAACCAAAAUUCCUCAGCAUGGAACAACCAGGAUGCCCCAGGGUGGAAUAAUCAGGAUGCUCCAGGGUGGAAUAAUCAGGACGCCCCAGGGUGGAAUAAUCAGGAUGCUCCAGCGUGGAACGGUCAGAAUAAUCCUCCAGCGCGGAACAAUCAAGAUCCAGUUUGGAACAAUCAGACUCAACCACCAGUGCAGCCUCAGUAUACGCCGCCACCAGCGCAACCUCAGUAUACACCGCCACCAGCGCAACCUCAAUAUUCACAAGCACCACCGCCAAUGAAUGCUAGUAAUAAUUAUCCUUCUCCCUAUGCAUCACAAAAGCAGGAUGACUACCACGUGACGCAUCAGCAGCCAUCCAAUUAUAAUAGUAGUUAUUCAAAUGGAUAUGCUGCUCCUGCGCCUAGCAAUUCAGAUGGCUGGGGCACGACGACAACUCAGACUAACAAUGCGAGUUCAUGGAAUCCAGAACAACCACCACCGUGGAUGUAA
Molecule: messenger RNA, 2106 nt
Organism: Paraglomus occultum
Lineage: Eukaryota; Fungi; Glomeromycota; Glomeromycetes; Paraglomerales; Paraglomeraceae
Source: the annotation of a GenBank genome assembly